Messenger RNA from Henningerozyma blattae CBS 6284, 1503 nucleotides. RefSeq lists its product as uncharacterized. NCBI's taxonomy places the organism in Eukaryota, Fungi, Ascomycota, Saccharomycetes, Saccharomycetales, Saccharomycetaceae. Gene Ontology annotation, molecular function: L-alanine:2-oxoglutarate transaminase activity; pyridoxal phosphate binding. The transcript has a single exon. Bases 1 to 1503 code for a protein of 500 amino acids. The record is from RefSeq and is a predicted model, not a curated record. Gene Ontology annotation, biological process: biosynthetic process.
AUGUCGGCUAAAGAUUGUACUCCUGCACCUAAAUUCAGUUUAAAUGAUAUUAGCCAAUCUAUUCUUGACACCGAAUAUGCUAUUCGUGGCACUAUACCAACUAGAGCUGACGAAUUGCAGGAACAAUUAAACAUUUCUCCGAAUCAAUUACCAUUUAAGAAAAUUAUUUAUGCAAAUAUUGGUAAUCCACAGCAAUUAGAACAAGAACCAUUAACCUUCCAAAGACAAGUCCUAUCAUUAGUAGAAUAUCCCAAUUUAGUCAACUCUAAAAAUAUAUUGGUAGAAAAUAAAAUAUAUGCCCCUGAUGCAAUAAAGAGAGCUGAAACUAUAUUGAAUUCCAUCGGUGGUUCAGUAGGUGCAUAUUCUUCAUCUCAAGGUAUAUUGUCUAUCCGUAAAAAUGUAGCGAAGUGUAUUUUACAAAGAGAUAAUGAUGAGCUAUGUUGUAACGAUGAAGAAUUAAUCAAUGAAACUGCAAGCAAUAUUUUUUUAACUGAUGGUGCUACAACAGCAGUUAGUUAUAUUUUACCUCUUUUUGCUAAGGAUGAAAAUUGUGGUGUAUUAUUACCAAUUCCACAAUAUCCUCUAUAUACAGCUGCAGUUACUCUACAAAAUUCCAAAUUAUUACCUUAUUAUUUAAACGAAGAUGAGAAUUGGUCUACAGAUCCAGAAGAGAUUGAAACAAUUAUUAAAGAUGCUAUCUCACGAAACAUUAAGCCAACAACAUUGGUCAUCAUUAAUCCCGGGAAUCCCACAGGUGCCAUUCUUUCUGUCGAAUCUAUUACACAAAUCAUUAAUAUAGCGGCUAAAUAUGGAAUUGUAAUUAUCGCUGAUGAAGUUUAUCAAAAUAAUAUUUACCAAGAUUUUAAAUUUCAUUCAUUUAAAAAAAUUUUAAAUAGUUUAAAAUUGCAAUAUCCUAAAAAGUAUGAUAAUGUUCAAUUAGCAUCGUUACAUUCUAUAUCGAAAGGUGUGAAUGGAGAAUGUGGUCAACGAGGUGGGUAUUUUGAAUUAUUAGGAUUUUCUGAUGAAAUUAAAAAAAUUAUAUUAAAAUUGGCAUCAAUUGAUAUUUGUUCAGUAGUUACUGGUCAAAUCUUGGUGGAUCUUAUGUCCAAACCUCCUGAAAAGGGAGAUUAUUCGUAUAAACUGGAUCAACGGGAAAGAAAUAAUAUCCAAUCGAAUUUAAUUUUGAAAUCCAAUACACUUUAUGAUUUGUUUAGUAGACUACCUGGGAUAUCGUGUCAAAAACCACAAGGUGCAAUGUAUCUAUUCCCCAGAUUACAUUUAACAUCAAAUAUGAUCAAUGAAGCCAAAUUAAAUAAUUUAGAGCCUGAUGAGUUUUAUUGUUUAAAAUUAUUAGAAAAUACAGGGAUUUGUACUGUUCCUGGAUCAGGUUUUGGUCAAAAAGAGGGAACAUAUCAUGUUAGAACCACAUUUUUACCUUCAGGAAUUGAAUGGAUUAAAUUAUGGGAAAAAUUUCAUUUAGAAUUUAUGAAUCAAUAUAAAUGA